This is a messenger RNA of Drosophila nasuta, 2592 nucleotides long. RefSeq names its product DNA-binding domain-containing protein cag (gene cag). The record is from RefSeq and is a predicted model, not a curated record. Bases 522 to 2156 code for a protein of 544 amino acids. Gene Ontology annotation, molecular function: DNA binding. Gene Ontology annotation, cellular component: nucleus. NCBI's taxonomy places the organism in Eukaryota, Metazoa, Arthropoda, Insecta, Diptera, Drosophilidae. The transcript has 2 exons.
UAUAUGCAUAUUCAUAAGCAUAAACUAAGGCGACACCUAAAACCGGCAGAGAGUAGGGAGAAUGUAAGAACCUUCGUGUUUUUGAGAGGCAUUCAACUGUGUGACACAAGCAAGGGUAGCGAUAACUGAAAAAUACAUACACACAUUUCUAACACCGUCGUUUGAUGCUUAAAUUUGUUGGCAUUCCACUUUUUUUCGUCGCAAUAUCCGGUUGAAUUCUGAACAAGACAGCGACUGUAAGAUACCCGCUACCCAUUUUGAAUAAAAGCAAAAUAUUACCACAAAAAUACCCAAUGUUAUAUUUGGUAUAUUCAUAUGGUACGAAUACAAAAGUAUUUCUUUAAGUGUUUUUUAUGGGGUCGGAGAUGUCUCCUUCUACCUGUUACAUUAAUUUCCAGCCGGUACAAAGUUAUAAUACCCUUCUACCCUCUGAGUAGCAGGUAUAAAUAUUUUGUCGGUAUAAGCGGUCGGUCGCUAAAAGCAGAAACGUACGAACCGGAUGCCUUUUCAUAUAUGUAUGUAUGUUUGUAUGGGGACCAACGAAGCCAUCGAGUUUUCGUCGCAAUAACCGGACGAACCGGAUUCUAGUAUACAGCGAAAUAAAUGUGUACGUUUCAUUCAGUUUAAGCUCGACUGUUGUGCAGUACACCCGCAAAAUGUCUUCAAAACGAAAGUGCUUCUCUGUUGAAAAAAAAAUGGAAAUUAUUUGUCGCUUGGAAGCCGGUGAGCGCAACGUUACUCUGGCAAAAGAAUACGGCGUCUGUCAUACAACAAUUGCCACAAUAAACAAAAAUAAAGAAAAAAUUAAAAAGUUAUUCAAUAAUAAUUUCUUAAAGACAAAACGCGUUAGAGCGUCAACUCAAGAUCAAGUCGAUAAAGCAUUGUUACAGUGGUACAUAAUGCAACGCAGUCAAGGAAUCACGUUAAGUGGUCCACAGCUGCAGGAAAAAGCGAAUUUUUUCGCUAAACAAUUUCAAAUUGAACAUUUUAAUUGUUCUGCAAGUUGGAUAAGCCGCUUUAAGGUCAGGCAUAAUAUCGGCGGUACAGUCAGUGAAGAAUCUUUGUCUGUACAAAAAAGCGAGUGGCUUACAAAGGUUUGGCCUAUACUACGUAAGGAUUUCAAUGAUGAGGACAUUUUUAGUGCCGCCGAAACUGGACUGUUCUACAAAUUAACUCCAGACAAAACACUACAAUUUAAAGGUGAAAAAUGCACUGAAGGAAAGCUGUCCAAGGAAAGGAUAACUCUGCUUGUUGCAGCCAAUAUGAGCGGUAAUCUUAAAAAACCUUUAUUGGUUAUUGGAAAAUCAAUGCAACCUAGAUGCUUUCAAAAUAUUCAGUAUUUGCCUGUUGACUACUACAGUAAUCGCCAGGCAUGGAUGACAUCUACAAUUUUUAUGAAUUGGGUACGGCAUUGGGAUGCUGAGCUUCAAACCCAGAACAAAAAGAUAUUGCUAUUAGUUGAUAAUUGUCCAAUCCAUCCCCAAAUUAGUGACCUAACGAAUAUCACUCUAGUUUUCCUUCCACCAAAUACGACAUCUGUAUUACAACCAAUGAAUCAAGGCAUAAUUCGAGUGAUUAAAUCAACUUUUCGGAAAAAUCUCGUACUUAAAAUAAUCAGCAAUAUGAAUGAAAACAAAGAUGAAAAUUACCCGAAAAUUACCAUCCUUGAUGCCAUUUUAAUGAUAAAUGAUGCAUGGCAACAACUUUCGGCGUUGACAAUUGCGAAUAGUUUUAAGCAUUCUGGACUUGCCGAAGAAAUUUUAGAUGGUCCCAGUAGCUCAUUCCCAAAUGAUAUUGAAAUCGAAGAUGACAUUCCUCUAUCGGUUUGGGCAGGAGCUCUACAAAAUCAGCUACCGAUUUUAAAGAAAGAACUGGAUGAAUAUGAUCAUAUUGACAAUGGUGUGGCGAUUUGUGAGGAACCAUUCGAAGAGAGAAUUGUUAAAAACGAUGACAACGAUGACAGCGACGACAACGUCGAAGAUCAAAAUGAAGAUGUGCCAGCACCUAGCGUUUUGGAGGCAUUAAAGGCUGCGGAAAUACUGAAUAGAUUUGUCCAUUCAAAUUUUAAUGACGAGAUUUUAACGCACAGCAUCUCUCUUUUAAAUAAUGCUGUGCGCUACUGUUAUUAUAAGUCAAAAACUGAUUAUUUAAAUUAAGAAUAACAAGAAAAACUACAUAUAGAAAUUAAUCUUGUUAUAUUAUGUUUAUGAAUAUCCAUUAAAUGUAUACGACUUAUUGUGAAAAACCCAUGUUAUUGAAAUUAAUUUUUUAAUUUUUUUGUUUAGAUUGAAAAAUACAUUUGGUUUAUUUAAAACCUAUAACGAACAUGGCAACCCUAAAAUACACAACACAAAUUUUUUUGCUCCUUUUGGAGCGUCUUCCGGGUACAAAGACGUAAAAUCGUUUGGGUCCCUUAAAAGUCGCUAUAACCGGAUUCUACUGUAUAUGAAUUUAAAAAGCAAUUUGCAUAAAAAAGUAUAUGUAUAUAAUACAACACAUUUUUAAAUCUAUUUGAAAUUAAAUAAAAAUUAAUUAAUUUUAUUAUUAUUAUACGUCUUAAACAAUAGUCCAAUAGACCACUAAGCUAUCAAC